UAUCGCUGUGAGACGGUUCACGUAGACACUCAGGUCAAAUAUAUAUUAACACGGUCCUAAAAUACACUUCUUUCUUUUCGGUUCUACGUGAUAUAACCGUAACAAGGUGCCACUUUUUAUUCGGUUCACAUCUGACAGGUCAGUUUAGUCAUUUUCAGACCUCGUCGUGGAUCAGGGCGCUUUAAUAAAGCAGGGAUUUAAUUCAAAGUAAAUGUUUAUAGAUUGUGUGUAAACACAAAACGUUGCUAAAUAACUUUCUGCUUUACAACCAGAACGACACGGAGGCGCCGGAGUGAAACGAACAGUCGCCGUGUUGAAGUUGGACCGAGGGAGUUAAUUAUUUAUCCACGAGGUCACGUCUGCGCAUGGAUCUAAGCAACGAUACUGCUGUUGGCACUUUGGUUAAAAGUGGACACGAAUUAACUUGGAAUUCCAAACAUUAUUGCUUGGCGGAUUUUUAAUAAAAGACGAUACCUCCUGGAGUGGAGUUUUAACCUCGCAGGAGAGGAACGGCGCUCCUAAAUGGAGCAGGUUCUCUCCAGCCCGCGAGGUCGCUCCGACUGGGAAUCCGACCAAAAUUCGCUCGGAUUUCUUCUUUUGAAAAACGGCGACGUCGCUGCCGAAAGCGGCCAUGAAAAUCCAGAGAGACAUCAGAGAGGAGAGCCUGGUAUUGUCUCUCUAAGCUUUGAUGAGAUAUUUCAGGACAGCUCUUUGAAUCUAGAUGAAUUAUUUCGGGCAUCUCGGUAUUCUGGAUUAGAGCAAGCGUAUUCAUGGGAGUGUACGUCGGAGUGCGUCGGUCCGUCGUGGGAUAAACAGCAGUCUUUGUCACAGAAACCGGCUGCAGAAGACUGCUGUGAAACGUCACACGAUGUGGUCACAGCAGACCUCAUCAAUUUUAAUUCCGCUGCACCCAGUCCCACACACACCUGCACAUCUCUGCAGGCUGUGGAAAGUUUACAACCUGUCGCGACGGUCGAAACGGAUCGCCCUUUAGACGGCCUCAUAGGCCAGCUUCCCCUGGGUCCUGUGCUGGACCAGGCACCAUCUCAAACCCUGCCUGCUCGGAGGACUGGUGUAGUAGACGAGAGUCCUGACUCGUAUUGGACAAACGAUUUGUCCUCUUUACAAACUACACCUGAAAACACGACUGAUGUCUUGUGUGGAAAUUUGACGGGUCUUGCUGAAGAAAGCGCAAGUCGGAAUGAAUCCUGUAAUUUUGAGAAUUCACUCGAGGCUUUGAUCCCUUUGCCUUUCAUCUACGAUUUGUCUUCCUCACCCCCCUGUUCGGUUUCCCACCCCGAUGAUUCAGGCGAACUCUUACCGUCGUCGUUUUUAGAUUCACUUGUUCAUCCAUGUGACGGCAGUCAUGCUAUCUUCCAGACGGCUGAUGCUACAACUGCAGGAUUGUCUUCUGAACAGGAGGAUGAUAUCCCUUCAAUUAGUAACAUGAUACCCGAUGAAGCAUCUAAGGUCUGGUCCAGGCCACAGUCACCUGCGGAUUCGUUAGCAUCGAGCACACCGUCUGUACUAGAAAGAACAUUAGCUGGAUUAGACUCAGAGGGCAAACCAGGGGCACCACACAAGUCAUUAGCACCUAAUGGAACACCUGAGAGCAGCUCUCUGGGUUUAAGUCAUAACUGUUUAUGCGAGGAUGAAAUGACUGUAGUAAUGGAUGAAGCAGUGGAAAGAGAUCUCGCACCUAAUGAACCUGUGGAACAGGAACUUGGACCUGAUUUUGAUCAAGCAUUUCUUUCGUCACAUGCAUUUAUACCUGAGCCGACGGCUCCAGUGGAGUCCACAUCGAUCUCUCAGGUCUCGCUUUCUCUUCAGACAGGCCGCUCGGCAGAGUUCAGUAACGAUGAGCUUUACAUUAAAACUGAAACUGCAAGUGACUUGAAAGAAAACUCGACCCUUUCUGUAAUAUUUGCCUCUGAGAAAGACAUAACCUUCAAUACCUUUCCUGCCUUGGAGAAAGAACCCCCUCCCAUUUCUCCUUCAAUUUGUCUUUCCCUUGAGGCGAACGCAAAGACGGACGCGAUCUCGCCAGGCUCUGAAUCUCAAACACUCACUUCAUCAGAACUCGAACGCAAACAUAAUCCUUCAGAGAGCACUAACAUGCCUGAGGACACAGGCAAAGAACCGACAAUCAACUUCCCCAAUGUGGACACAUUAGUCAAAGAAACGCAUACGCUUGUUGCCGUCGAUACACACCUCCUAUCGCACGUUCAGGGGUUUGCAUCUGUUAACACGUCAAUUAAUGGUACAACUCGACACUGCCAAGAUUCGAAUGGCUGUACAAACACGCAGGAUGACUCGGAGCGCCUCUGUUCAGGUACAUGUAACUAUACACCUGAAAAGGACGUUCACGUAACGUUUGACGGUCUUCAGGACUCACACACACCGACCGAGUCGUCUGACAGCAGUCUGAAUACACACCCACGUGACCAUGCAACAUUACCUGCCCCAGGAAGCCCAAAGGUUGAAGCUGUGUGUGUGCAGCAAGGGGAAAGAGAAGGUAGUUAUAGUGACCCGGGUGCCUUUUUUGGGAGUGGAUUAGAUCCCACCCUCCUCUCAGGUGCAGAUAGUCCACUCAGCCAACUGGGCAGGGCCAUGGAGCAGGAAAGGGGCGAGGCUACAUCAAGACUCUGUCAGUCAGCUGAUGUGAGGGUAGAUGGAGAAACUGAUCUACCUGACCAAGCAGACCCGUCUCAGGUAGCACAGCCAAAGGUAAACCCGCUCAGAGAUGAGUCUCCUAGCGGAGUUUGUCCGCUAGAAGAAACAUGUCCGCCUCUGAUGGGGGACGACGACGUCGUUGUAGUUCCUGACGGGCCCGACGAUGCGGAAAUGGCUCUGGAGAUAUGCGUGAGCUCAGUUUUGGUCCAGGAUGGGAGUGUUGGUGCCAGCGCGCUUCCAGCAGCCAAUCCACAGGACGACGAACGCUCGGCCCUGCAGGCCGUUUUUCAAGCUCUCGAUCAGGAUGGAGACGGAUUUGUCCGUAUCGAGGAGUUUAUGGAGUUUGCCACAGCGUACGGAGUGGAACAGGUGAAGGACCUGACCCGCUUCCUCGACCCGAGCGGCCUGGGAGUCAUCAGCUUUGAGGAUUUCCACAGAGGCAUCACAGCCAUCGGCAACGGAGGAUCUGACCCAGAUCUCUACAAGUUACAGCUCACUUCAGGGGAUGCCAAUGGAGCAGCCGAGGAAUAUGAUGAGCAGGCGGAGGUGUCAGACAGCGCGUACCUGGGCUCGGAGAGCGCAUACAGCGAGUGUGAGACAUUUACAGACGAGGACACGGGAGCGCUUGUACACCCUGAACUGCACGAGGACGUCGAGACAGACAGCGGCAUCGAAACCACGCUCGCCGAGAACGAGGACCGCAACAGGUUCUCUCUUGGCUCAGAUUUGCAUGGCCACGCCCUGGUAGCAGUGAUCGGCGGGGAGGAGGAGCACUUUGAGGACUUUGGAGAGAGCAACUCCGCCUCUGAUCUUUUGCUGGCCAAUGAGGAGGAAGGAAGGGCAGCUCCUGAAGGGGAGGGAGCUCCAGAGCCACACACACACACUGGUAGCCCGGUGCACCGCUCAUCCAUGCUGCUGUCGCCCAGCUCUGAGCCUUUUCCUUCCAGCUUCCAAAAUUUCCUGCAGUCAGAAUCUCUGGAGUUUUUCUGCACUCACUGUCACAAACAGUUCAGCCGCCUUGAGGAUCUCUCCACGCGCCUGCACUUUCUAGAAAUGAAUAGCUCCAGUAAAAGACUGUCCAGUAAAAAGGCAGCAAGGCACUUGUUACAGACCAGUGGUCUGGAUGGAAUGAACGACCUGAGUCGCGACAUUCUGGACCUCGCCGAUAGUGACAUCACUGACAAGGUGCUGCUUCUGGAACGGCGCGUGUCCGAGCUGGAGAAGGACUCGGCAGCCAGCGAGGAGCAGCACACACGUCUGCGGCAGGAGAACCUGACCCUGGUGCACCGUGCUAACGCACUGGAGGAGCAGCUCAAGGAACAGGAGCUCCAUGCUGACGAGACCUUCAACACACUCGCCCGCAAACACAGAGACGCUCUGAGCAAACUGCAGCGUGAGAGAGAGCUGGAGAUCGAGAACCUGCAGGCAAGGCUGCAGCAGUUGGAUGAAGAGAACAGUGAGUUAAGGUCAUGCGUCCCCUGUUUGAGAGCGAACAUCGAAAGACUGGAAGAGGAGAAGAGAAAGCUCCAGGACGAAGUGGACGAUGUGACCGACCGGCUGAACGAAGAAAUGGAGUCCCGCAGAAAAAUGGCCGACAAACUGAGCCACGAACGCCACACCAGCCAGAAAGAAAAAGAGACCACACAGGAGCUGAUCGAGGACUUGAGGAAGCAGUUGGAAAUGCUGCAGCUGUUUAAGCUGGAGAUGGAGGCACGACGAGGACGCUCGCCUGCCGCCGGACUGCAGGAAUACAACACACACAUGAGAGAGAACGAGCUGGAGCAGGAAAUCCGACGACUCAAGCAGGAUAAUCGCAGUUUGAAGGAGCAGAAUGAUGAGUUGAAUGGACAGAUCAUCAACCUUAGCAUUCAGGGAGCCAAAAGCCUCUUCACCGAGUCUCUGUCUGAGUCGCUGGCAGCAGAGAUCAACAACGUCUCUCGCGCAGAGCUAAUGGAGGCCAUCCAGAAGCAGGAGGAGAUUAACUUCCGCCUGCAGGACUACAUCGACCGCAUCAUCGUGGCCAUCAUGGAGUCCAACCCUUCUAUACUCGAGGUCAAAUAAUCACCACGGCAACAGACCCCCGAGUUCACAGCGACACUGAAGCUGAGCGACGUACACGUUCAAGAGAAUAUAGAUGAUCUUAUUUAUAUCACAGCUUCGCUCCUGUUCUUAAGUCAUAAGGCAUCAUUUCAGAAAAGCUUGUGUGUGUGUGUGUGUGUGUGUGUGUGUGUGUGUGUUCGUGUACAGUGUAUGUUGGUUCCUGUGACUUCCCUGUGCUGUGGGAUUGAGGGGCCCAAUCCCUGUGUGUGUGUUAGGGAUGUUUUGAUUAAUUAAAAAUCUGUAUUUAAAGUUACAUUUAUAAAUCAGCUGGUGUUCAGAACAGCGUCUGUGAUGUAAUAGGCUCCGUGAUGUGAGGUGAAAUGUACCGGUUAAUAUCACUGUUGCUAUAGUUACUAUUACAUGCGGCGGUCUCCGGCUGCGACGUUUCCUGAACCUCUGUCUUAAAUGACGCCGAAUUGGAGCUCAGUUCGACACAACGACAAGCUGUCGGAUCCCAAACGUCUUACGUGCUCAGUCCAUAGUGUAGGUCAGCAUAGUCGACCCUAAAGCAACAAAACAGAAGAAUAUCCACUCCAGUAAAUACAGUACACACACUGCCACCUUUACUAGACAAAAAUUAUAUUUUAUAUGUAUUCUGAUGAUCUGGCAACCCUAAUACACACAUAUGGCUGUUAUGGUUUGUUUGUUUGUCUGUUUUACUCCUAGUUUAACUCCAUGAGCCCUAACAGAUGUGAGGGACACUGUGUGUCCUGAGAGGGUGUGUGUGUGUGUGUGUGUGUUAUAACUUAUGAGUGUGAUGAUCUUUGAUAUCAUUAUGGUGAUAACGAGUUGUGUGUAAAUUUUCGUUUAGUUUGUUUUCCUCCCGUGUAUUUAUUACGAUGAAGCAGAAGGCUGAAGCUGAAAUCACGGCGGUGGAGCUUUGUGAUGAUAAAGGGGCGUGGCUCUGAGCCCACGUGCGCUUUCCUGCUGAGUGAACGAAGGAGACCGCACAUCGAACGAAGGACGUUCCGUACGUUAAAACAGUGUUUCGUGUCGAUCCGAACGACUACAUGUAAAUAUCUAUAUAUAAAAAUCAAAGAAUUAAAUAUAUAUAUUUCCUCACACGGAAGCUGAAGUUGCACUCGAAAAACUUCGACGGAUCUCUCGGCUGGAAUGAUGAGAGCUUAUUUUCUGAUUAAAUUAUUAUGAACUGAUGAACCAGAGAGAGAGAGAGAGACUGCAGGUGGGCGUGAAAGCCUCGAAAGAACCUACUGAGUCUCGAGCGCUCACACACACACACACACACACACACACACACACACACAUCUCUCCAUCUUCAGAACCUGAAUGCUCCUCUGCAGACUGACUCCUCAUCACGUUUCACUCAUUGUAGGUGUUUUCUAGACGGAAGGAAGGCGUGUGUUCUUGUCUUCCAUUGUCACAUGACUCGUGUGUGUGAGUGUGUAUGAAGAUCUCAGCAGCCUGACUUAGGAGCUCACGUACAGUAUUACACUCGAACGUAAAACACCAUAUUUUCCGGAUUAUAAGACGCCCUCUAGCAGGUGGCGCAGUUACUACAGAGCUUGAAAAUGAAUUCAAACGAAGGGAACAGAAAUGCUAUUUUUUUUUUCCUUCUCUUUGUCGCAGAAGUGUUCAAGAUCCAUAAAUGUGUAUUUUUAAGGCCGUGUCCUGUCCUCUGCCUGUCCUCAGCUUGUCCUCAGCCUGUCAGCCGGCUUGGUGCCACCUCACAGAUGUUUAAUUGGAUUCAUUGCUGGAUUGUUUGUAGAUGUCCAUAAUCCCCUCCUCCUUGAUAAAAGCCCCGGUUUUAAAGUACGACGCUAACACGAUCGUGUUUCACUUUUUUUUUCCCAAACAUAUUCGGAACUGUUCACAUCAGACCGCAUCUUGUUGACCUUGGACGUUUGACUUACUCCAUAGAUUAGACAUGUGAAGAAUAUGAGAGAUCGUCGUCACCUGCACAGAUUCGACACUACAGUUAUUCCUGCAGCUUUUUUUUUUUUUUUUAUCUUUUUAUUUUAUUUUGAAUUUUUUUCAUUAAUUAAUUUUUUUCUUCAGCUAAGCUUAUUUCAAACUUUCUGUCAUUCAUUCAUCCAUCCAUCAGUUGCUCUGUGAUAUCCUGCUAUAUCUGAAUCGACACCUUCUGUUUGUGCGAUCUACAUUAGAGACGCUCUUGAACUCUUGACUUUCUUUCGCUUGUAAGAAUCCUUGAUGUGCUAACGAGUGUGUGUGAGGGACGUUUUUUCUUUCUCUCUCUCUCUCUCUCUCUCUCUCUCACUCUCUCUCUAUCUCUCGUCUUAACAUGUAUAUAGAUACCGAAUGAUUUGUGUAUAUAUGCGUUCUACUUUUUUUUGUGAAUCUGCACUCGCACACUCCAAAAACUUCCAAAGCAGGAGCAGGAGCUCCACCAGUCACUUAGAACGUCGUGGAAACUAAUUUUAGCUACGCGUAGACAUCACACCUUCUUGUUGUAAAAAAAAAAACAAUAUAUAUAAAAACGAUGUGUAUAGAAGGUUAAACUAAGAUAUCAGUAUUGUCUUCUGCUGCAAGUUUUUUUUUUGUUUCGUUUUUUAUUUCUUUUCCUUUCAAAGACGGCCCACAAAGAUGUAUCUCUUACUGUCUGAGGGUCCUGUAGAUUUUUUUCGAGUAAUUGUAUAAAGGUGAACAAUAAAAAUAGGAAAUGAGCCUAGAUGGGAAUCAAUAAAGUGAUAAUAUCUCUUA
Molecule: messenger RNA, 7452 nt
Organism: Tachysurus vachellii
Lineage: Eukaryota; Metazoa; Chordata; Actinopteri; Siluriformes; Bagridae
Gene: rab11fip3
Product: RAB11 family interacting protein 3 (class II)
Exons: 14
Coding region: 523-4734 (1403 amino acids)
Biological process (GO): regulation of cytokinesis; endocytic recycling
Cellular component (GO): midbody; recycling endosome membrane; cleavage furrow
Molecular function (GO): calcium ion binding
Source: RefSeq, a predicted model, not a curated record